Molecule: messenger RNA, 5469 nt
Organism: Syngnathoides biaculeatus (alligator pipefish)
Lineage: Eukaryota; Metazoa; Chordata; Actinopteri; Syngnathiformes; Syngnathidae
Product: RIMS-binding protein 2-like
Exons: 20
Coding region: 59-3862 (1267 amino acids)
Biological process (GO): neuromuscular synaptic transmission
Molecular function (GO): protein binding
Source: RefSeq, a predicted model, not a curated record
GGAGCAGCGCAGCCAGCUUCAAGGCAAAGUCGAGAACCUGGAACAGGUUCUAAAGCAUAUGCGCGAGACUGUCGAGGUGAAGCAUGAGCAGCCUUGGGCGGCCCUUCAAACCGAGCAGAAGGCCAUCCAGCAAUUGCAAAAGUCACAGGUCCAGAUUUGUGACCUGGAGGAGGCAUGCGGGUCACAGAGUGAACACUUCCAUCAGAUGCCCAAAGAGCUGCUGAAUUUCCGUUUACAACCCCAUCCUGUGGCGAUCCUCCUGAGUAAAGCCCCCUCCAAAUCCCACAAUCCCCUCUUGGCCGAGGAGCGGCUCCCAAAAGUCGUUGUCGGAUUUCAAAAACGGCCAGAAGCGGGCGAUGAGCGAGCGCCAAACGCGCCACCACUGAUCUCCCAGUUCUUGCAGUGCCCACGGCGGACUGGAGACAGCGAACGACCAGAUUGCCCGUCCGUCAGGUCCCGCACCCUCAAAUUGGACCGCGCCAGCUGCACUCGCUGGUUGACCCCGUCAGCGAUGGAGGAUGAACCAAGCCCAUCAUCCAGGUCCAAGCCUCGCUACACUGGCCAGGUCCGCCUUUGCACUGCCCGAUACAGUUAUAAUCCCUAUGAUGGACCAAACGAACACCCCGAAGCGGAGCUUCCGCUUGUGGCCGGGAAGUAUUUGUACGUGUACGGCAACAUGGAUGACGACGGUUUCUACGAAGGUGAGCUGCUGGAUGGCCAGCGAGGACUUGUCCCAUCAAACUUUGUAGAGUUUGUCCAGGACAAGGAGAAGCUGUCCAUUCAAGCUGGAGAUGGAGGAGAAGGUCUUGGUCCAAUGGAACAUACACCCCUAGCCUUGAUGUGCGUCGACGGAGGCGCUGGCCAGGAUGGUCUCCUAAGCUCGACGAAUGCCUUGGUGCCCUGUAGCAACGGGACGGUGGGGCCCCUGGACCCGGAGGACCUGGCCGAAGACGUUGUGCCUUAUCCUCGAAACAUCACUUUGAUCAAGCAGCUGGCUCGGAGCGUCAUCGUGGCCUGGGAGCCUCCCGUUGUGCCUUUGGGCUGGGGGAACAUCUCUGGCUACAAUGUUUUGGUGGACGGCGAACUCCGGGCCAGCAUACAGUUUGGCGGGCGUACCAAAUGCCUGCUGGAGAAACUGGACCUGGACGGCUGCGUUCACCGCGUGUCGGUACAGAGCGUCACCGACAGGGGCUUGUCGGACGAGCUGCGCUGCACCCUUUUAGUGGGAGCCAACGUGGUGGUGGCGCCUUGCGGUCUCCGGGUGGAUGACAUCCAGCGGGACACUGCCGAGCUCUCCUGGUUGCCUAGUAACAGUAACUAUGGUCACACAGUCUUCUUGGACGGAGUCGAGCAUGCAGUGUUAAAGCCGGGGAGGUAUAGACUCCGCUUCUUCAACCUAAAGCCGCUGACGGUGUACAAAGUGACGGUGGUGGCACAGCCUCACCAGGUGCCAUGGCAACUGCCUCUGGAGCAGAGGGAGAGGAAGGAAGCGGGAGUGGAAUUCUGCACUCAAGCUGCAGGUUCGACACCAUAUUGCAGAACAGGCCCUCCCUUGCCUCCGCAAGAUGUGCAGGUGCUCUGUGGGCAGGCUCCCGGGGUGCUACAGGUCCGCUGGAAGCCCCCACUUCUGUCUCCCACGGGCACGUCGAAUGGUGCCAAUGUCCUUGGCUACGCUGUCUGCACCAAAGGACAGAAGAUAGCGGAGGUGAUGUUCCCAAUGGCAGACUAUGUGACCGUGGAGCUGACGCGGAUACAGUGCCUGGAGGCCAGGGAGGUCAUAGUCAGGACGCUGUCCGCACAGGGGGAUUCCCAGGACUCUCACGUCGCCCUCAUUCCAAACAACCUGCUCGUGCCUCUACCUCCGCUCCCUCUGCCAGCGCCGAUGCACGCCCACCCCCACGCCCAGCCUCACCUCACGUCCCCUCACCACCCUCAUGCCGCCCCGCAACUUCCUGCCCCACCCCAAGCCCACGGCCAACCGCUCCCGCCCCACCCGCAUCCUCCACAUCCUCAACCCCACCCGAGGCUCCCCCACCCGAACCACAGUCGGCCGCCGCAUCCUCAUCCGCAGCCCCUGCGCCUCCCUCACGGACCCAGGCCCCAACACCGACUGCCUCUGCAGCCCCACGCCCAUCCCCACCCUGUACCUCAGAGACCAUUAAGUGCCAGAGACCUGGAUGCCAAAGAGCAAGCCGGCCACCACGGGGCCGCCGUCCCGCCCGGUUGGGACCUCGCACGUUCCCCUUCUACCCAACCGCCUGUACCCAUGCAGGGCCACACCCUGGAGCCCCCUCCCUCUGGAAAUCCACGUUCUCCCUCCCCUCAGAGGAUCCUGCCGCAGCCGCGAGGCACUCUCAUCCCAGACAACGUGGCCAAAGCCAUCGCCCGGGAAGCAGCGCAGAGGGUGGCGGCAGAGAGCGGCAAGGGGGACCGGAGACCCGUUAGCUACGGCGAACAGGGUCAGUCCUUUCGCCAGCAUCACUCCGAUGAAGAGGAGGAACACGAGGAAGGUUUCGCACGUCGCCGCCGAAGAGGCCCCUCAGUUGACGAGUUCCUCCGAGGCUCCGAGCUCGGAAGGCCGCCUCACUAUAGUCACAAUGAAGAGUAUCACAGCGAGAGCAGCCACGGCUCUGACCUGUCUGACAUCAUGGAAGAGGAUGAGGAGGAGCUGUACUCAGAGAUGCAGCUGGACGAGGCACGCCGACGCAACUCGCACAACACACCCAAGUUAAACACUCCCUCUAGAGGCCGCCAGGACCGGGAGAGCGGCCGACGGAUUCAUCACAGCGGCCCGCAGCCUCAGAGACGACCUCUCACGGUCCCUGCCAUCGAAGUAACCUCUGAGAAUAACAGUGAGGGAAACAUGUCGCCCACCGCCGAGGAGAAUAGCUAUGGCAGAGUAGCUCGGUUCGGGACCACGUCUUCCCGCAGGCGCGGGGGGUGCGGCGGCGGGUCUCCCCAUGACGGCUACAGGGAUCGUCACUCUCCCACCUUCUUCGAUGAAUCGGAGGCGGAGGAGACCUUUCGGGUAUUUGUGGCGCUCUUUGACUACGACCCUCUAUCCAUGUCCCCCAAUCCGGACGCCGCCGAUGAGGAGUUGCCCUUCAAGGAGGGGCAGAUCAUCAGGAUAUAUGGCGACAAAGACACAGACGGCUUCUACAGGGGGGAAGUGAGGGGCAGGAUGGGUCUGAUCCCGUGUAACAUGGUGUCCGAGAUACGAGCGGAGGAUGACGAAACCAUGGACCAGCUCAUCAAACAGGGCUUCCUGCCUCUCAGUACCCCAGUGGACCGAUUAGAGCAGAAUAAAAGAGGUCUUCGUCGAGGUGAGGCCUCCAGGAGGAUGGUGGCUUUGUACGACUACGACCCUCGAGAGAGCUCCCCCAAUGUUGACGUUGAGGCGGAGCUGACCUUCUGCACCGGUGACAUCAUUGCAGUGUUUGGUGAUAUUGAUGAAGAUGGCUUCUAUUAUGGCGAGAUCAACGGUCACCGCGGUCUGGUUCCCUCUAACUUCCUGGAAGAAGUGCCUGACGACGUGGAGGUGUAUCUGACCGAUACGCCCUCCCGCUUCCCCCCCGAGGAGCCCGCCGAGCGGCUCUCCGCCGACUCGUCCGCCGCCGCCGUCCCGGAGGCCAAACGGAUCGCCAUGGAAACCAUCGCGGACAACGACGCCACGCCCGCCCGCGCCCCCUCCCCGAUCGUCCGCCCCCUGCUGCCGGGCACCAUGAGGCCCCUCAGCCCCACAAGGGGGCUCCCCGGCCUGGCCCUGGAACCCCGCGACCCUCAAGAUUUAGCCAACAAGAAGAAGAAAGGACUCCUCUCCAAGGGGAAGAAGUUGCUGAAACGACUGUCCCCCGCCAAAUAAUAAUAAUAAUAAUAAUAAUAAUAAUUUUUUUAAAAAGCCGACGUGUAUAGUGUAGCAACUUUCUCCAGGACUGUACAAGCCUGACUGAGUGUCUAUGUGAUCCAAAUCGUGGACGUUCUGUAUAGUGCCAAAAUUGAGACACAAGCCACCACAAAAAAAACCCCAAAACAAAACAAAAAAAACAUAAAAAACAAAACAUUACUGUAAUGUAUUGGAAACCAAGCGAUUGCUUUCAUGAUGUGUAUUUCAAACUAUACUCGCAGAAAUAAUGACAUACUUUCAUGCAGGGUACCUGGUUAAAAAAAAAGUGGUUACAGAAAUGAAGUUUUGGGUGAGAACAGUUUGGAAAAAAAAACAGCGUAAGUGACACAGACUUUCUUUAGUGCAAUAUUGGAUGUGGGUUGAAAUCAUCGAGCGUGGACGCAAAAAAAAAAAAAAAAAAAAAGAGAGCUUUCGGCGAACCGGGCGAGCCUCUCAGUGGCCUUUUUUUAUCAAAACAGUGUGAAUUUCUCAGUUUGAGUUGAUCGUUCAUCCUUAAAAGCCAAAUCGUAGCACUUUGCUCCACAUUUAGCGGCGCGGUGACAUCCCUUUUUUAUCGCUUGGCCUCAAUACACCACCACAUCUCCGCUUUAACGUCCACUUUUGGGGGCUUUUACAAAAAAAAAAAAAAAUGCUGCCAUUUUAAAACGGAAUACACCGUUAACGUUAUUUAAAUCUUUCAACUGCGGACGCGUGGGUGAAUUUUCACGGGCUGGAAGAGGUCAUUUCAUUUGGGGUCGUCACCCCUUUUUGUCCGUUUGCCGUUUCCUUUAAAGUGCUACAGCGUUUUUCUGAAUGCGAGGGGAGAAUCCAUCAUCUUCAUGUCCAUUAUCGAAGCUUCCCAUUAUCCUGAUAAAAUUGACCUUGUUUUUUUUUCUGUCGAAAGAUCCAACCCCUUAAAAAAAAUGAAUAAGAUAAAAAAUGAACAUUUUUUUCUUCAAUUUUUAAAUAUUAUAUACCGUUGUAUUUCCAUUCAUACGAGUCAAAAUAUGACUACAAAAGCCCAUUUCAGCACUUCUUUUAUUCAACUUUAUGUUAAAUAUUUAUCUGCCUUUUGAGCUCAAAGACCACACAAACGGAAAAUAAUUAAAUUCCUUGACGGGCAGCACCGUGUUGGACAAAAAUCCUAAAAUUAGGACUUUGUCAGAGGCAUGGCCAAGCCACUGUCGGCGGCGGUGCUUCCUGUGAGGGGCAUGGCCAGGCCACUGCCCUGGGCGGUACCACCUCUGACAGCUGUCACACACCUGGGUUACACUUUGGAGCAUUCCUUUGUCACAGCGAGCCUGAGCCUCCUUAGUUUGACCACGUCUUGUCCAUGUUGUUAAGUGGACCUUGUGCACGUUUUUGGGUCUUCCCUGUUGCCUAGCGUGUUUGCGCUUCCACCUGUUUUGGACUGCCUUUGCAUGUUCAACCUCCUUCUGGAAUAAAACCACUCUUUAUAUCAUGCCCUCGCCUCGGAGUCCUGCAUUUGGGUCUGCCCCAUUGACGCUGGCCCAUGACAGAACAAACUGGCCAAUACUGAUGACACAUUCACCGCUUAAAUGCUUGAUCAAUUAGUGUCCAAUAUG